Cololabis saira (Pacific saury) is the source of this 2790-nucleotide messenger RNA. RefSeq names its product death effector domain-containing 1 (gene dedd2). Bases 255 to 1400 code for a protein of 381 amino acids. Gene Ontology annotation, cellular component: nucleolus. Gene Ontology annotation, biological process: regulation of apoptotic process; apoptotic process; extrinsic apoptotic signaling pathway via death domain receptors. Gene Ontology annotation, molecular function: DNA binding; protein binding. NCBI's taxonomy places the organism in Eukaryota, Metazoa, Chordata, Actinopteri, Beloniformes, Belonidae. The record is from RefSeq and is a predicted model, not a curated record. The transcript has 5 exons.
GCAAACGUGACUGCGUAUGUAAAACUGCUCUCAGACAGGAAUCUGCUCCAUCGGCCGCUGCUGGGCGUCAAAGGACGACUCGUAUCUUUUCCUGCUGGUUUUGUACAUGUUGUUCGAGACGAUGACCCAAUAACACACUCGCUACAGAGACUGUGUGUGUUUUGUGUGUCGAGACGGCGUCGAGCUGAGAACCAUUAAAAAAAAGUUUCUAUAGAGGAGGGACCGUGGAUUAGAGCUGAAAGCAAACCCUGACCAUGGCUGCACUGCGUUAUCCAGGGUACACAUUCAGGCAUUCCUUCUACUGGGAUGAAACAGAUUGCGAAAAAUACUAUGGGAUGUUGUCUCUCCAUGAGGUCUUUGAAAUAGUUGGAGCUCAGCUAACAGAGGCUGAUAUUGAAGUGCUUUAUUUCCUUUUGAAUGAAACCUACUCUGCACCACACCCUCUCGACCCAGCAGGCUGGACAGUUGAACCAGCUGAAGACGAUCCAGAAGACCCGGGUGUGACCCCGAGUCCACAGUUGCUAAAAGCAUGGAGGCGAUUAAAGUCUAAGGAUUCCCAUCAGCCCUUAGUAGACUCAAAGCCCAAGAGUGGCGUUGAGCUGUUCCUAGAGCUGGAGAGGAGAGGAUACCUCAGUGAUGGCAACCUAGAGCCUCUUCUGCAACUUCUCAGAGUCCUUACCCGCCAUGACCUUCUUCCUUUAGUGUCGCACAAGAGAAAAACAACAGUAAAUCCAGAGGGAAUUGGACAGAUGUAUGAAAUGGACAGCACAGAGUUAGUGUCUGGAUUACAACAUACUUGCAGGCAGACAGAAAUGCCACUUCCAUCUUUCACACAACACUUAAGAACUGACAUUAACCCUUCUGCCACUGGCACCUCUCCCAGAAGGCGGAAGAAGAGGAGGGGAAAUGGCUGGAGCAGAAAGCCCAAGAAAACAUGUAGACAAGUCCAGCCAAUACCUCCUCCACUACCACCAUAUAAAGUGUCAUGUGAUAUCCGCCUUCGUGUCCGGGCAGAGUAUCUAGAGCAUGAGUCAGCACUACGUAACGGCGUCGCCUCAAACAAGCCGCAGCCGCUGGAGCGGCAGUUUGAGUUGUUCAGUCAAGCCAACACACUACUGGGUACCAGAGACCUGGGAUCCAUCGUCUGCGACAUCAAGUUCACAGAGCUGGACAACCUCGAGGCGUUCUGGGGCGACUACUUGAGUGGAGCUCUGUUGGAGGCCUUAAAGGGAGUUUUCAUCACGGACUCCCUGAGGUUGGCAGCAGGCAGAGAAGGUGUCCGCCUUCUGAUCAGUGUAGAUCAAGAUGACUACGAGGAGGGCCGACAACGGCUGGGAGCCCAGAAAUUCAUGCCAUCCAGUAUGGGUGGGCAUAGAGACUUACUAGGAUUCACAGCGUAAUUAUACUCUUUCUGUUGUCUUUAUAUUAACCUUGUAUGGACUGUACAUAAAAAAAAAACUCUGACACGGGCAUUUGGAAGCACUUUUAAGACCUUUUGUGCAAUUCAUAUAAUAACCACUAGGUGGCAGAAGUUACCAUUGGCUCAAUCCACCAUUCCUUUUAAAAAUCAGUCACUUGGAACAUUACAAUUAUUUUUGAAUGAUAAUUAUGAACCAGUGUGCUUUCUAUGUGGACUCAUACACAGGUGCUACUUUGUAAAACACUGGAAUUAAAUAGGUUUAAGAUUUUUUUCCUUUGUCACAGUGAGAACAAGAGAAAGCAAGCCAGGUCCAUCUGAUAAGGUUAUGGAGGGUUUACUGCUUUAUCAGUUUUUCACAGGAUAACAUUAAGGCAUCUGGGCUCCUACUAAUUAUAUAAGUAUUAAAUUUGAGUCUUGCUCACAAAUGCUUAAUCGUCCAAUAAUCAAUACCAACUUCUCUAUCAAACAUUUGAUCUUUUUUUUUUUUUCUAAAUCGCACACCUUAAAAUAAAGAAAGGCUUCCAGGUUUGAUCAUAUAGACUGGAUAGUUUCAAUGACAACAGGACCAAAAAGUAAGAUGUGUAUGAUGUUCUUAAAAGCACAAACAAGUUUAGGGGAGAAGAAAAAGUCUGCUGAUUUCACCGUAGUUUGACCUGUUUUCAACUUUGGCGAGCCUAGUCCGCACACCUAGAUAACUUAACACUGGAAUUGUCAGCCUUGUGUAGCACGAUAACCCGCCUUCUGAUUGCUGUGGUCAGUGGAUUCAGCAGUUACCAGUAGAUGACAGCAGUGAUUAGGGAUGGGUCUCAACAGACCAUGGAAGAUUCAUCAUCUCAAGCUUGUCAAGAGCAGCCCUGAUAAUGCAAUGGUGGCUUGUGUUCGGGCUUCCAACUAGGCCUCUGCAAGUGCUUCUCUCUGCAAGUAAAGCACAGGACAGUGCGUCGGUCAAUAGAAGUGAUGUUGGGGAGAUCAAAAUCAAAAGAGCACAUCCCAACUCCACUCAGCCCUGCUAUGUAGGCCCAGUAGAGUGGCUCACGGACAGCUGUCUACUCACCCUGCUGGAACUAAUGCCUGGACUUCACUCAUAGAAGACGAUCAAUAAGGCCUCUCACUCUUAAGUCCCUUCAUACUGGCAUGACUUAAGCAGACAGACACUGUCUGAAGUGCAGGUCUCUGCAGGGUCGGGCAGAAAGAAUUGCAAUUUUCCAUCUUUUCCUUUUGAUGUGUUUUGUUAAAUAAAAAAAUGUAUGUUUUGUAUUGUUCACAAAUUCAGGGGAACAAUUUUGUUAAUAGAAAAUUUUGCUUUUGAAGAGUAAUAAUUUUUGUGUCUUUACAUGUAAGAAAUAAUUUGUGGUGACUAAUAAAGGUUU